Molecule: messenger RNA, 721 nt
Organism: Perognathus longimembris pacificus (Pacific pocket mouse)
Lineage: Eukaryota; Metazoa; Chordata; Mammalia; Rodentia; Heteromyidae
Gene: Smim34
Product: small integral membrane protein 34
Exons: 3
Coding region: 236-721 (161 amino acids)
Source: RefSeq, a predicted model, not a curated record
CCCUCUGAAGACAAAUCUACUGAAACCCCGGGAUGAAUUAAAUGAGAGAAAAAUGCAUCCACUGGCUGCCUGCUAAGCUCCACUCCGGACUUCUCCCGAGCCCUCAGCGGGCCCAGCUGCCCAGCUGCGUGGACCAAAGCGUGCUGGCGUCCCCUCCCACGGCUGGCACCCGACCCACGUCAAGGACACACUGGCUCGGGGGCCGUGAGUAUCCGGCUAGGACACGAGUGAUCAUAUGGACACUACGGCAGCCACCAGCCCAGCCCCGGCCGGCUCUCUGCUGAGCGAGCGCAUGGAGUUGAAGAAUGGCACCAACUCCACCAGGGCCCUGUGGCUGCCGGACGGGACCAGCGCUGCCUGGUACAUCCUCACCAUCAUUGGUAUCUACAGCGUCAUCAUCCUCUUCCGGCUGGCCAGCAACAUCCUCGGGAAACACGACAAGGUCUCCGAAGAUGCUUAUCAUUCCAAUCUGACCUCCGAACUCACAAGGAAAGAGCGCGGCAGCAGGGUGAGCGAAUGCUCCUCGCUGACCAUCAGCAACACCAUCUGGGCAGCAACGGCUGCCCUGCAGCCCAGCCCGGCCGGCCCCAGCACGGCCACUCAGGGCACCCCGGGAAAGAUCGUUCCUUCUCCAGAACAGUUUACAGAGAAGAUGGGACAGUGUGGCCCCAGCUGCCGCCCUGAGAGAGCUCAUGAGGUCCUGCAGGUGAACGGGGCUUGA